Messenger RNA from Dovyalis caffra, 2346 nucleotides. The record is from the annotation of a GenBank genome assembly. NCBI's taxonomy places the organism in Eukaryota, Viridiplantae, Streptophyta, Magnoliopsida, Malpighiales, Salicaceae.
AUGUUCUUGCGGCAAGCCAAGUUGAGACCCAAGCUCCAGGGGUAUAAAGUUGUCAAGAUAGAGAUUGAGAAUAAGUACCGAAAAACGGAAUUUAGGAAUCCGGGAUAUGAUAAGAUGACAGAUAAAUUGGGUAUAGAGAUGGCGAUUAUUCUUUUGAUGCGGAGAUGUAUAGGUAAGAAUAUUGUAUAUAGCACACUUAAGAAGGCCUUGUGGUCCAUGGCAAAGUUCAAACAUUUGCAAAGAAGACUUUCGGGCCAGGUGUUUAAAGGUCCGUGCGAGAGUUUGCCAGUGUCCUGGAAGGCUGGAUGGCAGUCAAAUCCCAUUUGGUUUCUGCAUGCGUCGAUAGGCUUCGCUUUGCUCCUUCCAAGGCGCGAUGCUAUGAGUUCGGGUAACCAUUUAGGGAGGCUCGUGGCCGGCCUUUCUCUAGUGGCCAAGGAAAUUGCGAAACGCUCCAAAGCUCUCGAAAGUGGAGAUUUCGAAACCCUAAUAACCUCCACCGUCAAAAAAGCUCUGGUCUCCGCCACCGAUUUAUCGGGCCUCACUAAAGGAAAAGUCCGCGAGUUCUCACCUCCUAGGCCCAAAGAAUCCGUCGCUUAUUUCAACAAUUCACCUGACGUAGCAGCAGAACCAACUCCAGCUGAAUCGCAGCUGCCAAUUAGCGAUGGCGGAAAUGAAAGCAGUGCCAAUGACAGUGUUGUGACUCCUUCGGUUUCUGUUGAAGACAAGAUUUUAGAGGAGAAUCGAAUUUCAAAGGAGGAAAUUGGUGGUUUAGAUAGAGAUAAUAAAGGCAAUGCAGAUGGUGGAGAGGUGGCUGUUGCACCGGCGGAAACGGUGGUGGCGCCACCAGAGGUGAAGAGGAGGAAGCCAAGGGAGAGGAGAGUUCCUUCCACGCCGUUUUCAAGAGCGCUUGGGUUUGCUGGUCUAGGAGCGGGGCUUGCGUGGGGAACAGUUCAGGAAUCAGCAAAGAGACUCGUCUUUGGCACACCAAAUUCGCAAGACAAACAAUUUGAUUAUUCUCCAUUUUUGUCUGAUAAGAAUGCAGAACGCCUGGCUCUUGCAUUAUGCCGAAUGCGUGGCGCUGCCCUCAAGUUAGGACAGAUGCUGAGCAUACAAGAUGAAUCUCUUGUUCCUGCUCCGAUCUUGGCUGCUUUAGAUACUGUCCGUCAAGGUGCAGAUGUGAUGCCCAGGAGCCAGCUGAAUCGAGUUUUGGAUGCUGAGUUGGGUCCUGACUGGUCAACCAAGUUAACUAGUUUCGAUUAUGAGCCAAUUGCUGCUGCAAGUAUAGGGCAGGUGCAUAAAGCAGUAGCAAAGGAUGGUAUGGAGGUUGCAAUGAAAAUUCAGUACCCUGGUGUUGCAGAUAGUAUCGAGAGCGACAUUGAGAAUGUGAAACGUCUAUUAGAUUAUACAAACCUAAUUCCAAGAGGACUAUUUCUUGACAGAGCUAUGAAGGUAGCAAAAGUAGAAUUGUCUCGUGAAUGUGACUAUGAGUUGGAGGCAACCAACCAGAAACGGUUCCGUAAUCUGCUGUCCGAUGCUAAGGGGUUUUAUGUCCCAUUGGUUGUGGAUGAGCUUUCAAGUAAAAGAGUCUUAACUACAGAGCUUGUUUCCGGAAUUCCAAUUGAUAAAGUAGCAUCACUGAACCAAGAAACUCGUAAUUAUGUUGGGAAAAAGUUGCUAGAACUCACAUUAAUGGAAUUGUUUGUCUUCCGCUUCAUGCAGACGGAUCCUAAUUGGAGUAAUUUCUUGUAUGAUGAGGCCACAAACACCAUCAAUCUCAUUGACUUUGGAGCAGCUCGAGAUUAUCCUAAAAGAUUUGUUGAUGACUAUUUAAGAAUGGUUGUAGCAUGUGCAAAUGGUGAAAAGGAUGGUGUGAUUGAAAUGUCAAAAAGACUUGGGUUCCUCGCAGGAGAUGAAUCAGAGGUAAUGCUGGAAGCUCAUGUUCAGGCUGGUUUUGUUGUGGGACUGCCAUUCUCUAAUCCUGGUGGGUAUGACUUCCGAUCGUCUAAUAUCACGCAAAGUGUUUCAAACCUUGGGGCGACAAUGCUAAGGCACAGGCUAACCCCACCACCAGAUGAGGUAUAUAGCCUUCAUAGAAAGCUUUCAGGUGCUUUCUUGGCUUGCAUUAAGAUUGGAGCAGUUGUACCGUGUAGGGGACUAUUACUCAAAGUCUACAAGAAUUAUCAGUUUGGUGAAGUUGGGUUUCAGCGGCUAUUCUGCAUUUCCUCUCAUCCUCCUGAUAUACAUCUUCUAGUUUUAUUCUCAAGAACUGCUCUGCACCUUUCACUAUCUCUAGUUGCAAAAGCACGAGCUAAUAUGGUGACAGGUGUUGGGCAGGCUCUUGUUUGA